ACCAUUGGCAACAUAUAAAACCCUCCUUAGCUUAAACAUGUAUAAACUACUCAAAUUAAAUGCAUUUAGCUGAAUAAUAAUCAAGCGCCAUAGUUUUAGCACUCAAAAUAGAUAAUGUUUAGAGUAUGCUAAUUCGUUUCAAUUUUAUAUAUAAAAGCAAUAUCGUUUUCCAAUGUAUUGUAUUUUCAUGUCGCAGUUGAUUUGAUAAUUGAGGACAACUCUCAUGAUGUCGAUUUUUUGGCUGAUCAAGUGCAAACUUGUUGGUGAAGGUUAUAGGCAAUACAAAUGUCUGACGAUCGCCAUCGUCAUCUUAUCAAGAUCGUCUACAAUGUUUCCCUAAUGCAAGAAACAAUUGCAUAAAUAUUAUGGUUUCGACGAUAAAGCAGAAGUUGUUUAAUCUUAUGAAACGAGGGGUCAUAUUAUCCUUCAACUGUUUUCGAGGCUUUAAAUAUCAAACGUUAUAUUCUUCGUUAUUUAAGUGUCGUUGUUGCGUUGAUUUUAAGUUUGAAUGAUGGUUUCGAUUACAUAUAGAUAUCCGAUUUUUUUCAUUUAUUGUUAAUUACGGCCCAUACACACUGUAAAGGUCAUUAGGGCUACAAAGCAUAUUAUGUUCAAAAUGUAAAAAAUAUAUUGGUACACUCACACAUCAAUAUGAAAAUUUGACUAAGAUUAUUCAUAUCUUUUGGUAUAACCAAACUGUUUUUAGAUGUUCGUGUACAUGUUUACAGUGUUGAAAAGAAGUCUUAGAAAUGUUAUGCUGUUAUAGAAACUUUCUGAUGUAGGUUGUGAUAGAAUCAAUACAAUCGAAUUACAAGUGUUUAACUGUAAAUGGUACAUUGCAUGCACUGCGGCUUGCUAUAACGCUUCAAUAAAUAGGAAUAUGUUAUAUAUGUAUGGUCUAUCCGAAGACAGCCUCGUCUCAGCGACUGUCUCUGUGGCAAGAAGACUAUUCACCGAUAAUUUCUUUGAUUGAGUGUAAUUUGUUAUCUACAUAUUGACCCAAUUCAUUUUGUCAUUGUGAUAAUAAACAAAUGUUACAAAUAGUUUAUAAAUCGAUAAAAUAAAGUUUAAAGUCAGUUGGUGGAAGUGAAAAUGCCGCCAUUGCGGCGUGAUCUGCUUUUUCAUUACCAGGUAUUCCCCGUUUGUCCAGGAACCCAGCGAAAUAUAUCAUGACAACUUGAAGAAAGGUUAUAAAAUAAAAUGGAUAUUUUUUUCUAAAAAAUAUAUAUUGUCUAGAAUUUAGGUUUAACAUACUUAUUGGCACGACACUGACGAUCUUUGAUCAAUCUAACUACUUGGUGACGUCAUAUUGAACGUUUUUAGCUCACUCUUCCUGGUAAGGAUAUCCCAAACAUAAUGAAGACCAAGUACGUAAAUCCAUUAUCCAUACCAGUAAUCAGUCAUGCUUAAACUUAUGGGAUUGUUGCAUGUGCACGAAUCAUUUUAUUGGACUAAAAGAACACAAAUACAACAAUACAUGUUAUUUCUUCAUAAGGAGGAGUUAAUUUUGGAUUUGUUGUAACUAAGUCAAUUUGAGUUUCAGAAUUAAAAAUCGUGUAUUCAUGUAUCAAUGAUGUUAAACAGACCACAGUAUGGUUGUCACGAAAGCGCGGAAUAAUAAAUUACAGCAGUUCCACGAGAAUGCCCAUACUGAUAAUACGUUGUUCAGUCAGUUUAUAUAUUAUAACACAGCGAGAGUGGCUACACGCUCCGCAUCACUAUCGAACGCAAGCGUACAAGGUUAAUUUUUAGUUUCUUUUAAUUUUUAAUGUAAAUAGGUCGAUAUCAUUGGGCGUUUGCGUACACAAUAGAGUAUACCCAUCUAUAUGGUAGGUUGUAAGUUCAUAAUAGGCUGCAAAAGGAUAGCUGCUCCCGGAAUAUCAGCCUAAAUCACCUCACAUUUACCUUACGGGAUAAUGUUUCGUCAUUGUUGGCAUUGGUGUUGAAUCCAAGGAUUUUAGAGACAGCCAUCGUAUCUAACCGGCGAAACCCCAUGUAAUGGCAAAUAUAUCGUGACAGGGCUGAUAUUCGUAGAUUGGUUAUUAGUGUUGCUGGAAAUUUAGCGCAUUUUACUGCAUAUAACGAUAUACCACCAUGACGCAGGACGAGACGCCCAGCAUGAAUAUGACGGAGAACGUUGAUGACGCCGUUUUCAAGUACCUCAGCGCUAGCGAGAUGUCUUCAGAUCUAAGGAACGCAGUCAUGAACUUGUUCAUGGAGUUGUUCGAGAAGGAGGCGAACGAGACUGUCGGGAUUCUGGGGGAGAGCCGGUUGUUGUUCAAGGCCGAACUCACAGACUAUCACCUGGAACAGGAGACGCUCAAACUCGAGGCGCGCAUGCAUGAGGAAAGAAGGCAACAAGAGGAACUAGAGUUGCAGCAAAAAUUCCGUCAAUCUAAGAUGAGAUCGGCCUCGAGUAUGGAGGAGGAACAGAUGGGACCAAAAAUUAGAACAUUGGCACAGAUACGCAAUGAGCGAUCGCACAGCCGCGCGCAGAGCCGAAACGACCGCAGUUCAAGUUCUGCUAGCUUCCGGAACACUGACAGGCCUCUUAGUUCAAUGAGCCGACAGAGUGAUAGACCGAUGUCUAGAGGUAGACCAGAAUCUAAAAUUAACCGGCCAAUCUCAAGGGCCCACUCUGAUAGUCCGCGUCCAUUUAGUACGACAGCUUCGGGGGAGCCUGCUAUUUCUCAGGAUCAAUUGAAACAAGAAUCAGAUGCCAUUCUAUCGGGAAUGCAUGCUGCUGAGAACAAACAAAUGCAAGAAAAGAAACGACAGCAGGAGGAGUUACAAAAGCGAAAGGAAGAGAAAAUAGCCGCCCGCAAUGACCUUCAAAACCAGGCCAAGGUCAUUCUGGACCGCGCCGUAGAAGUAGCCCAAGCAAAUACUUCCAACAAGGAGAAGGUGGAUCUGCAGCUCCAGGCUCGGUUAGAUGAUUUGAAGAGAAGGAAGCUGAAACUCCGUGACGAUCAUCCAGAAGAUGAUGACCUUGAAGAGAUCAGCGUAUAAUAUCAAACAACAUCUGUACAAAUUAUACAUGAUUUUCCCGGUAAUAUAUACAUCCAUUACAAGCACGUGGCCAUCAAACGUGCAAUCCUUGCUUACAUAUGCAUGCACACAUUAACAGAUGUACGUGAAUAAGGCCGUCGUCGACAAGCUCCUACACCAAGUCACUAAUGGACAAAUACUUUCAUCUUGCAAUGGUGGCCUUAAAUGUGUAGCCAAUUAAUUUAUUUUGUAAUGCUUUCUCCAUCAACAUUGAUAACUGGAUCUGAGGUUAUAUUUAUGAGUUAAAUCAGUUGAUAUUAUUGAUGGAACUAUUGUAAACACUUUGUACAGUGCAUAUAUAUCAGUUUUCUUGUCACAGUUCGUUAUAGGUACAGUCUGUUUUUACUCUCAAUAUUUGUAUUAUUAUAUUUUCUCGACCUACUGAGCCUAAGUACAAUUUAUUCAUGACGUGAAGCAAAUGUGCUUACAUGUGUACGUAUGGUGUAGUGAAAGACAGACAUGUUCCUCUUAAGCGGUUUAGACGCCAAUUUCAGAUCAUUGUUAAUAAAAAUUGGUUUAAGUCAUUGAUGAAAGACUGUAAAUGGUAUUUUUCCCCUUUGAAACUGUUAUUUUGUUUGUUUUCUUUAAAUGAUGCUUUCAUCGUUUUGUUUAGAUGUAUUUUAAGAUUAAGGCAUUAUUCAUUUGCAUGACGAAGGGGAUUCAUAAAAGCUUAUAACUAAUUAUGUCCCUGAAUAAACCGUUGAAUGUAUGUCUGCAUUCCUAAAAACCUUCAGGGCCCAGUUGUUCAAAAGGUGAUUAGCGUUAUCACUUGACUGGGGAAAAUGUCAUUUCUCUGUUACGGUGUACUUCAAAACCUGCGUGUGUGUAUUUCGUAAAAUAGCCAGGUAGGAAGAGACUGGAGAGUGUUAUAGUUUAUUAAGAUUAUGUCAAUUUAGUUUUAACAGAAUUUUUUGUAUUAGGAGUUUAAAAUUGUUUGAUUGUGAUUAGGCUUAGUACCUGUUGAACAGCUGGGCCCAUUUGAGGCAUUUUAUUGACACACAUUACAAUGUAGUUUGAUCGACUAAUAUAUUUAGCAUGAACAACAAAUAACAAAGUUGGAAGAAAUAUGUUCUAUCAUAAUGUGAAAAUUCAGAUUGAAGGGGAUUUAAGUAUAAUUGUAUACUGUAAGGCAGAACAGAUACAAUUAGAAAUUGUCCGAUGUUAUGAUAGAGUAAUUGGAAGAUAGAGACCCACUUUGUCGUCUGUGAAAAUGUCCGUGUAUGUACCCCUUGUAUAGGACGAGUUGGAUAGAAGGUCGCUCAAUGACAUCAGCGCUUUAUGAUGAAUGGAACCGUAUACCAAUGAUCAAUACCCUGAUCAGUUCAUUGCACAAAAGAGUCCGUGCAACAACUGCAGCUUAUAGAGGCCACUCAUGAUAUUGAUGGGCCCAGAACUCUAUUCAUUUUGAGAGUGGUAUCCUCCGAUCAACCUGAAAUUUGAUGAGGGUACUAUAAGUGAUGGAUGAUUUUUUAUCAGACGACGGAGUGGUUUCCUGUAUCGUUCAUUUACCACAUUAUUACAUUCUAUUGUAUCUUUUUUCUCGUAGUAAACAAGGAAAUUUCUCAUUGCGUUUUUUCCUUUUUCUUUCUGUAUAUUUAUUUGCUGAACAUUUACUGUUAUUCAUUGAAGUAAAUAAACUAGAACAAAAACCUA
Pecten maximus is the source of this 4701-nucleotide messenger RNA. RefSeq names its product vicilin-like seed storage protein At2g18540. Bases 2095 to 3009 code for a protein of 304 amino acids. NCBI's taxonomy places the organism in Eukaryota, Metazoa, Mollusca, Bivalvia, Pectinida, Pectinidae. The record is from RefSeq and is a predicted model, not a curated record. The transcript is spliced from 5 exons.